UAGCAUUUAGUACAUUCAUAAUAUUGUGCAACCACCCCUUUUGUCUAAUUCCAGAAUUGCUCAUGACCCCAGUAGGAAGCGUGUUCCCAUCAGCCUUCACUCCCCGAUCCCUGGCACCCACACGUCCUCUCGCUGCCUCUGUAGGACAUUUCAUAGAGAUGACGUGGGCUGUGCCCCUUCCCCUCCCACCAGCAAGGGCCAGGGAUGGAAGGAUGCUGUGGCCUUCGCCUCCUGGCCCUGCUCCCCCACCCUUCACGGCACUGAAGCAGGCCAGGGACUCGGAGGGACGCCUCUGCCCCUCUUGUCCGUCGGUAUCACCAGAGUCGUUGAGACAGUGAAUUCCCUUUUCACGGAAACGGCUGUCUUGGCCGGGAGCCCGCAAACUUCCUGUGGAGGGCGAGGCCAGCAGUGUGUGCAUCUGUGGCUGCCAGGACGUCCACCCCACUGUUUGCCAGACCCUGAGCUGGGCGCUGGAGAUAGGGAAGUGCUCGGGAUCGCACCGUCCUCACACUCCUCGGCUUAGGUGCUGGCUGAACAGAAAGAGACCAACAAGGGCAAGACGGUUAAGGGACCAAGCACUGUAGAGCCUCGGGGGGAACCGCCAGGCCCCUGAGAAACAGCAACAGAGAAAAACAUGCCUGGAGUUCGAGGGGGCGGCUCUCGGGACAGUGUCCAGGCCUUGAGGUGGGGGAGGCAGGAAGGCCCCGGAGCCACCAGGGGCAGAGGAAAGGGCUCGACCUCAGGGGUGGCCGAGGAGGCGAAGGGCUGCGGGGAAAAGGGACGUGGCUCCACUGCGGGGUUUCCGAUGGCGUCUGACACCUGUUCUCUCCCCUCAGUACAUGGGCUGCAUCGAGGUCCUCCGCUCCAUGCGCUCCCUGGACUUUAACACACGCACGCAGGUGACCAGGGAAGCCAUCAACCGGCUCCACGAGGCCGUGCCUGGCGUCCGGGGAUCCUGGAAGAAAAAGGCCCCCAACAAGGCCCUGGCGUCCGUCCUGGGCAAGAGCAACCUUCGCUUCGCCGGCAUGAGCAUCUCCAUCCACAUCUCCACCGACGGCCUCAGCCUCUCCGUGCCCGCCACGCGCCAGGUCAUCGCCAACCACCACAUGCCGUCCAUCUCCUUCGCAUCAGGUGGAGACACGGACAUGACGGAUUACGUGGCCUACGUCGCCAAGGACCCCAUCAACCAGAGAGCCUGCCACAUCCUGGAGUGCUGUGAGGGCCUGGCCCAGAGCGUCAUCAGCACCGUCGGCCAAGCCUUCGAGCUGCGCUUCAAGCAGUACCUGCACAGCCCACCCAAGGUGGCACUGCCCCCAGAAAGGACUCGGGAGGACUGAGCGAGCUGACUCCCCGGUGUGCCCGAGGCUGUCAGCCCUGCCGCUAUAACCAACAUCCCUCCUCCAGCCGCGCGGCCCAAACGGCCUCUGUCCCACCACAGAGGAUGUGUAAAGGGGGGACGUGUCUGUGUGCUGGUAACACGUUAUUUAUAGACACUGAAGUGUGAAUGUCUCGUGUCGCAAAAUAUGAUUCUCUGGAUGUUUUCUCAGACACUUAACUUUGAUGAUUUAGAGGCUGAAAGCCCGUUCUUAGCUCGUGGACACACAGAUCUAGGCGGUGAGCUGGAUUUGGCUCUGGGCUGGGGUUUGCCAGCCGGCCUUGGAGAAGGAGGCAUUUAAGUCUCUAUUCAUCAUUAGAAAGUCAUGUUCCUCCAACGGUGGGAGGGCAGGUGCAGGCCCGUGAGCUCCCAGCCCUGCUGGUCACGCGUGCUCACGCUCACCCCUUUGUGCACAGGGACGGCGUGCUCGACGCACAUUGCUCGGCGCGCUCCGACGCUGGGACGGGCUCCUCGCCUGCCUCUGGAGCUGCCCCUGCCUUCCGUAGGCUGCCCUGUGGUUUAUCCCGGCAGCGAUUGUGGGCCAGGCGGCGUGUGCCCCUCUGGCUCUCCGGGCUGUGCUUGCUGAGGAGCCCGCCAGCGCCUUCAGGGCCGGAGGGCGGGGGUGCUCUGAGCCCAGAGAGUUGCCACCCUGACCGGCGACGUCCUGGUUCUGGGGAUAAACUUGGCUCCUGCCCUCUGUUGCCGGGCGGCGCCGGAGAUGGGCAGAAAGGAGUGGGACCCGGUUUGCCAGCGUCCUGCCUUUUGUGCUGCAGCUUGGAAAUGUGUGCAACAUUCCAUGUCAGAGACGAGGAAGUAGUGGGCCCCGUCACUCGCUCGCGAAGCGUUUCCUGGUGGGAACCCUCAGCGACAGGCGGGGGGCUGGGAUUCGAACUCAGGCCUUUCCUGCUCCCCCAGAAGCUCAAGCUGUGAGGGUUUAGCCCCCUUGGGCCCUGCCUGUGCCACGGCCAUUGCUGUCUGUC
Molecule: messenger RNA, 2355 nt
Organism: Chlorocebus sabaeus (green monkey)
Lineage: Eukaryota; Metazoa; Chordata; Mammalia; Primates; Cercopithecidae
Source: RefSeq, a predicted model, not a curated record